Molecule: messenger RNA, 1325 nt
Organism: Vanessa atalanta (red admiral)
Lineage: Eukaryota; Metazoa; Arthropoda; Insecta; Lepidoptera; Nymphalidae
Product: mitochondrial genome maintenance exonuclease 1-like
Exons: 5
Coding region: 18-1229 (403 amino acids)
Biological process (GO): mitochondrial DNA replication
Cellular component (GO): mitochondrion
Molecular function (GO): single-stranded DNA exodeoxyribonuclease activity
Source: RefSeq, a predicted model, not a curated record
UACUUUAUCGCUUCGUAAUGCUGCGGCCAAUAAUGAUUACAAGUCUAAAAACAUUUUUAGAAAAACAAAGUGUCAGAUAUAAAGUAGUUAAACCCGCUUCAUUCUUGAAACCAGCGGAUAAAUUAAAGCAAUUUAAUAAAGAAAAUAAGGAACUUUUUGGACCACUAUUGGAAACGAAUAAGCAAAAAAAAAGUAGAUUGAAAAAGGAAGCUAAAAAUAGACCACAUCAAAACAACGAAGUGACCGCAUCGAAUGAAAGUACGCAAAAGUUUAUCGACGUUACGAGACAAGAUGCUGUAGUAAAUCAGAGCCUUUGUGCUAUUAGAAGAUACAUCAGUGUUAUUAGGAGUGUAAAAAGUUUUAAACACACUAUGUGGCAAAAUACGAGGACUUGUUUUAAUCUAGUGGGAGUUUUAUUUAAUGGAACACCUGUCAGGGGUAUAAAGACAUUUGUAGUGAACAAUGCAACCGGCAGUUCAGCUGCACAACCUGGGUAUGUCAGCGAGGACAAAAUUCUCCAAAUUAAACAACACCAGAAUGAUUAUGCCCAACAAUACCCAUCUGUUACUUUAAUAUUAAACAAAACAAUGACCGAGGAGUCAAGAAAAUCAUUAGAUAAAUGGAAAAAAGAAAGAAUAGAAGAAAUGGGGUUGGAAGAAUUUAAUAGAUUUUAUCAAGCUCAAUUGGCAUCCGGCACAAAAUUUCAUAAUACCCUGAAAACAUAUUUCACGCAACCAAGGAACCAACUACGUAUAGAAAAAGAUGUCGAAGGUGUCUGGUUGUCCGUCGCGGAGGUAUUGAAAAGUAUAUCUUCUCCGAAGGCGAUAGAAUCUAAUGUAAUACACCCUGUAUUGAAAUACCGUGGAGUAUUUGAUGCUAUUGCUGAUUAUGAAGAAAAACCAACACUUAUUGAAUGGAAAAAAUCAGAUAAGCCACGAAAAUCGAUAGCAAUGACAUACGACAAUCCUGUCCAGCUGGCAGCUUACUUUGGUGCAGUAUGCAAUGAUCUGAAUUACAAACACUUUAACGUAAGAGAUGCUUUACUAGUCAUAGCUUACACAGAUGGUUCUAAGGCAGAUGUAUUCCAUCUAUCAACGGAUAAGCUUAGAGAACAUUGGGCACAAUGGUUGAUCAGACUGGAAGAGUAUAUGGAGAAAUAUAGCAAUGAUUCAGAGAAGAUUUUGAAGGGUGGGAAACGGUUGUUCGAGGAGGAAAUUGGGAAACUCUAAUAAUUUAAGAGACAAUUCAUCAAUCACCUGUUGGAUCUUAUCUACAAGAUAAUCGUCGAAACAAAAAAAACCUCGAAAUUGGAGUCUCACUAGAUU